CCUGGAAGCACUGAUAGGGAAAGGAGUGACAUUGAGAGAGAAAGUGCAAUUGGGUGCAGUACACAGCGACUGGGUGUGCAGCACUGGUGUGUACAACAACUGAAAAGCUAACAGUAGCCAGCCAGAAAAGAAAAACCUAAGGAACUACAAUGGAUAGACACUUGAAGAACAUUCUUGUUGUAUCGUUUGGAUUUUUACUGUUAUUUACAGCUUUUGGCGGGCUUCAGAGUUUACAGAGCAGCCUCAAUGCAAAUGAAGGCCUUGGUGUUGCUUCUCUGAGCAUCAUCUAUGGAGCUCUAAUUAUCUCUUCAAUGUUCGUUCCUCCAAUUGUAAUUAAGAAAAUUGGCUGCAAAUGGACAAUAGCUGCCUCGAUGUGCUGUUAUAUUACAUAUUCUCUUGGCAACUUCUACCCUAGCUGGUAUACUCUCAUUCCAACAUCUGUGAUUUUGGGAUUUGGAGGUGCACCAUUGUGGGCUGCAAAAUGUACAUAUUUGACAGUCAGUGGAAAUCAAUAUGCUGAGAAAGUUGGAAAGGUCGGAAAAGAUAUUGUCAAUCAAUAUUUUGGACUUUUUUUCCUUAUAUUCCAGUCAUCUGGUGUUUGGGGGAAUUUAAUUUCAUCAUUAAUAUUUGGACAAACACCAGGUGCAGGAAAUAAUGUGAAUUUACCAAAUUAUACACAUUGUGGAGCCAAUGACUGCCCAUACAUUGAAGUCAACAAUGUAAGCAGUACUAGUUCUAAGAAGCCAACUAAAACUUUAAUUUACACCCUUUUGGGUAUUUAUACAGGAAGUGGAAUACUUGCCGUUGUGCUGAUCUGUGUAUUUUUGGAUAAUAUCAACCUGAAAAAGACAGAAGACAACGAGGACAUUAAAGAUGAACCAAUUUGGAUAAAAAUAUUAGAAACACUAAGACAUCUCAGGGACAAACGCCAGUGCCUCCUUAUUCCUCUCACAAUGUGGAGCGGUUUUGAACAAGGAUUCUUGUCCGGAGACUAUACAAAGUCUUAUGUUACCUGUUCUCUUGGGAUACAUUAUGUUGGAUAUGUGAUGAUUUGCUUUGCAGCAACCAAUGCUAUUUGUUCUCUGCUCUUUGGAAAACUGUCUCAAUAUACUGGAAGGAUAUUUCUUUUUUGUUUCGCUGCAGCCACAAAUUUUGGGGUUAUAAUUGCAUUACUAUUUUGGGAGCCACAUCCAAACCAGCUUGCUAUAUUCUUCAUAUUUCCUGCAUUGUGGGGAAUGGCAGAUGCUGUCUGGCAGACACAAACUAAUUCACUUUAUGGGCUGUUGUUUGAGGAUCACAAAGAAGCUGGAUUUGCCAAUUACCGUCUAUGGGAGUCAAUGGGAUUUAUGAUAGCAUAUGCAUAUAGCACAUUUUUAUGUGUGUCAGUUAAAUUAUACAUUUUGCUAGGUGUGCUGAUACUUGGAAUGGUUCUUUAUGCAUGUGUGGAAUAUGUUGAACAUAAAAAAAUGUUCAGUAAAAUAGUUAAACAAGAAUCAGAUGAUUCUUUGCAUAAACAGACUGUAAUGUAGACUACAGUAUGAUGUCACUAAGCCUUUGAAUUUUCCACAUGAGAGACUGUAAUGUAUAGUAAAGCUG
Hyla sarda is the source of this 1596-nucleotide messenger RNA. Its product is annotated as protein unc-93 homolog A-like. NCBI's taxonomy places the organism in Eukaryota, Metazoa, Chordata, Amphibia, Anura, Hylidae. The record is from RefSeq and is a predicted model, not a curated record. The transcript is spliced from 9 exons. The coding region runs from base 150 to 1529 and encodes 459 amino acids.